GCCAGAUAGGCGACGGCGGCGACGAUGGCUGUCGUCGGAUGUUGCGAGGUCGGCAAAGGCGACCCCGAGGCGGAUCGUCGCCAUCGCCUCGCACUGCGCCACAGCAAAAAUGCCACAUUCCCGGCUAACAAUGCAACGGCACCUGGGAUCGCGCUGCCCGUGUGCCCAUUGUCUGUCGUCAUUCUCGCCAGAGGUGCUUGAGCAGGAUGCGCGCUCUGCUUCAGCACGCGCCCGAGCUACUCGACGAGGGCACUGGCAUCUCGUCUGGACCGUGUCUGGACAUCUGAAGGUCCAUCGCGAUCACAUGAGGCCGCGUGAGAGGCUUUCCGGAGCGGACUUGACCCCUGCUCACACCCCGGCUAAUCCAGAUGAUUGGGCCGAAUGUUUCUCGCCCAUUUUUAGCCCCAAGCAACGUCGUCCUGUCGUCGGUCCAAGACGACGUCCAACUCUCCCACCUUCCUCCAACACGAAAGACACAACCCCUAGCCCGCACUCUAUCCGCCGUGCUCCCUUUAUCCGCGUAGUCCCAAUGUGGCAGCAACACCGCUGCGGUGCGCGCUCUUUUUGGAUGUCGCGGAAAACUUCUGGAAUCCACAUCGCGGGAUGCCAUGCCGCGACACGACAUGCUCGAGGCCCAACAACAGGCGCCCUCCCUGGAGCACAGCGCUGGCCUCGCUCGCAUGCGGCGUGUGGUGCUCGCGGCGGCCGCCUGCGGGUUGCCUGCGCGCAUCUGAUCAGGCCCCAUCUGCAUGGUCCACCGUGAGCCGACCUUCAGCUGGUAUGACAGUUAUCGAAAAGUUUCUCAAUAUGCUUUUGCCAUUUCCACAAGCAGGCCGCAGUGGCUCUCAUCUCCGCCUGCGCAUUCUAGAUGGCGUUAUGGCAGCCAUGAGGGCAUCGCAAUUUUGCUCGCUUUGGCUCCACCUAUCCACGCGCUUCAACGGCGUGCGCAACGCGGUCGCGGUGUCGGUCGGUCAGCUUGGAUCCGACUAGACCUGCAGCUGCAUCGUCGCCAUAUAUGCACGACAAACAAGCUAGAUGCGCAGCGCAGCCAAACGGGGCAGUGUGCAUGAUAGACCCUUGCCGAGCUCUGUGGCCGCGCCGAGUGGGCCAUGAUCUUCCCCUCGUCAGCGCUCUUAAGAAAGAUGGCACCCUCC
Molecule: messenger RNA, 1154 nt
Organism: Lentithecium fluviatile CBS 122367
Lineage: Eukaryota; Fungi; Ascomycota; Dothideomycetes; Pleosporales; Lentitheciaceae
Source: the annotation of a GenBank genome assembly